This is a messenger RNA of Anarrhichthys ocellatus (wolf-eel), 9313 nucleotides long. It is a transcript of the gene hip1, whose product is annotated as huntingtin interacting protein 1. Bases 532 to 3573 code for a protein of 1013 amino acids. The record is from RefSeq and is a predicted model, not a curated record. Gene Ontology annotation, biological process: clathrin coat assembly; actin filament organization; endocytosis. Lineage: Eukaryota; Metazoa; Chordata; Actinopteri; Perciformes; Anarhichadidae. The transcript has 33 exons. Gene Ontology annotation, molecular function: clathrin light chain binding; phosphatidylinositol-3,4-bisphosphate binding; clathrin-cargo adaptor activity. Gene Ontology annotation, cellular component: cortical actin cytoskeleton; presynapse; clathrin-coated vesicle.
UGUCUUUUUCUUCUUAUUCUGCUGCAGGUCAGGUCAGAUAAAACAAUGAGUGAUUAAACCACCCUCCUAAAUGCAGCUGUUUCCACAUUUCUUGGAGAUCACCUCCCCUCCUCACAGGACCCCCGUCGGUCCCCGGACCCCAGAUUGGGCACCACUGGUUUUAAGCCAUCCCUCUCUGCAGGCUCCAUGCUACUAUUGUCUAACAGGAGAGCGGGCUAUUUGCAAAAUAAAGGUGGCCCACUAUCCGGACUUAGCCGCUAUACGUGGGCUGAUGCAUACGAGCAGGGUUAGGGUGUGAACGCGAAGCUUUCAAUGAGCGGGUUGAAUCAGCGGUAGUCUCGUGUUUUCCCCCCACGGACAGCGUCGGCUUCUCGGCGGUCGGAUGCUGGAAGUUCUCGCCGAUAAGGGAGCACGUCGGGCUCGUGGAGGAAAAAAGGGAGACGGGACGCUUGAGGAAUUACUCCGCGUUGGGAUACAGCGGGUCUCCUCUCCGGCUCCAGGGAUCCGCACUCACCGUGCUGAGAGGCGACCAUGGAUCUCAGUAAAAUCGCUGUCAGCAUCAAUAAGGCCAUCAACACACAGGAGGUCGCUGUCAAAGAGAAGCAUGCCAGGACCUGCAUCUUGGGGACCCAUCAUGAGAAAGGCGCCCACACUUUCUGGGCGGCGGUCAACCGGCUUCCUCUCUCCAGCAACGCGGUGCUCUGCUGGAAGUUCUGCCACGUCUUCCACAAGCUGCUGCGAGACGGCCAUCCAAACGUGAUAAAGGACUCCAUGAGGAACAAGGCUGACUUAACUGAUAUGAGCAGGAUGUGGGGUCACCUGAGUGAAGGCUAUGGGAAGCUGUGCAGCAUCUACCUCAAACUGCUCAUCACCAAAAUGGAGUUCCACAUCAAAAACCCUCGGUUCCCUGGAAACCUGCAGAUGUCAAACCGACAGCUGGACGAGGCGGGAGAGAACGACGUGAACAACUUCUUCCAGCUGACAGUGGAGAUGUUUGACUACCUGGAGUGUGAGCUCAACCUCUUCCUGGGCGUUUUCAGCUCACUGGACAUGUCUCGGUCGGUGUCGGUGACGGCGGCGGGCCAGUGUCGCCUGGCCCCCCUCAUCCAAGUCAUCCUGGACAGCAGCCACCUGUACGACUACACCGUCAAGCUGCUGUUCAAGCUGCACUCCUGCCUUCCAGCAGACACUCUGCAGGGCCACAGAGAUCGCUUCCAGGAACAGUUUAAGAAGUUAAAGGGUCUGUUCUAUCGCUCCAGUAACUUGCAGUAUUUCAAGAGGCUGAUUCAGAUCCCACAGUUGCCUGAGAACCCGCCUAACUUCCUGCGUGCAUCGGCUCUGUCGGAGCACAUCAGCCCCGUGGUCGUGAUCCCCGCAGAGUCGUCGUCCCCCGAGUCGGAGCACGUGGUGGAGACGGACGACCUGGUGGACACGGACGUCCCCGCGCUGCCGCCUGCUUUGGAGACCAAGUUUGACGACCUGUUUGGCACCUCGGCUGCCAUUGACCCGUUCAACUUCAACAGUCAGAACGGUUUACGGAAGGACGACAAAGACCGUCUGAUUGAGCAGCUGACCAGGGAGAUCCAGGCCCUCAAAGACGAGCUGGAGUCUUUCAGACUGGAGAGUGGUCGCUUGUGUCAGGCUCUGAGGGGGCGUGUCAAUGAGCUGGAGGCGGAGCUUGCAGAGCAGAGCCACCUGAGGCUGCAGGCUGCAGGAGAGAGCGAGUUCCUGAAGGCGGAGCUGGACGACCUGCGGAGGGUCCGAGAGGACUCGGAGAAGGAGCAGCGGAGCCUGACGGAGAUAGAGAAAAAAGCUCAAGCCAAUGAGCAGCGCUACACCAAACUGAAGGAGAAGUACUCGGAGCUGGUUCAGAGUCAUGCCGACCUGCUGAGGAAGAACGCAGAGGUCACGCGGCAGAUGACGGUGGCUCGGGCAGCACAGGACGAAGUGGAUGUAGUGAGGAGAGAGAUGCAAGAGAAGGUGAAGGCCGCUCAGGAGGUUGCAGACAGACAGGAGCGGGACCAGCUGGAGCAGCUUCAGGAGCUGCAGAGAGAGCUGGUGUCCAGCAGGACCGAGCUGGACUCCCUGAAGACCACCAUGGCCUCGUCACAACAGGCUUCGAGUGAGGUGCUCAGCACCCAGCUGGUCGCCCUGGAGUCUGAGAAGGCGGAGCUGGUGCAGUCCUUGUCGAAGGUGGAGGCGGAGUUGGUGGUCCACGGGGAGGAGCUAGAGCGAGUCCAGAGCUCGUUGGCGACUGAGAGGGAGAGCGGGGUGAAGACAGCCGAAGCCCUGCAGAACCAGCUCAAUGAGAAGGAGAGCAGGGAGCAGGCGUUAGAGAGCCAGCUGGUUGCAGCUCGCUGGUCCAGCCUGCAGGGAGCUGUGGAGGAGGCAGAGAAGAUCAUCCAGGAUUCGCUGGCUCAGAUAGACGACCCGGCGCACAUCAGCUGCACCAGCUCCGCAGACUACCUAGCAUCCAGAUGUCAGGCCUCUUUGGACUGUAUGGACCGACUCCAUUCUGCCAGAGAGGCCUUCCUGGCUGACAACACAGGUGUGUCUGAGCUGGUACGAGUGGUGACCCAGUGUGGCCACCUGGUGGGCGACACCAUCGUUCAGGGUAGUGCCACCUCCCACAUGGUGCCCGCGGGGCAAGCUGAUGCCCUGUCAGAGAGCGUGAAGGCGUGCGGGGCUGAAGCUCUGGCUCUGCUGGGUCAGAUGAAGCAGCAGAGCAGCCUGUCUGCAGCUGACAACGGCAAGCUGAGGGCGGCUCUGGAGGCCAUCCUGGCCACUGCAGAGGAACUGCGUCCUCGGGGUUUGGAGCUACAGCAGGGGGAGCUGGGAGAUCUAGUGGAGCAGGAAAUGGCUGCCACUUCCGCUGCUGUGGAGUCGGCGGCUGCCAGAAUAGAGGAAAUGCUCAACAAUUCUCGAGCGGUCGAUACAGGAAUCAAGAUGGAAGUCAAUGAGAGGAUUUUGGCCUCCUGCACAGAGCUGAUGCAGGCGAUCAAGGAGCUUAUUUUGUCUUCCAAAAAUCUGCAAAAGGACAUCGUGGAGAGUGGCAGGGGGGCAGCCUCCAUGAAGGAAUUUUAUGCCAAGAACUCCCGCUGGACUGAGGGCCUGAUCUCUGCCUCCAAAGCAGUGGGAUGGGGCGCCACGGUCAUGGUGGAUGCUGCUGAUCUGGUGGUGCAGGGCAAAGGGAAGUUUGAGGAGUUGAUGGUGUGUUCACAUGAAAUAGCUGCCAGCACAGCACAGCUAGUGGCUGCCUCUAAGGUGAAAGCAGACAAGGACAGCGGCAACCUGCACCGCCUGCAGAAGGCAUCCCGGGGCGUCACACAGGCCACCGCGGCGGUCGUGGCCUCCACCAAGUCUGGGAAGUCCCAGAUUGAAGAGAAAGAUACAAUGGACUUCUCCAGCAUGACUCUCACCCAGAUCAAACGACAAGAGAUGGACGCACAAGUCCUGGUUCUGGAGCUGGAGACUCGUCUGCAGAGGGAGCGCGAGCGUCUCGGCGAGCUGAGGAAGAAACAUUACGAGCUGGCCGGAGUAGCGGAAGGCUGGGGCGAGCAAGAAGAGGGUUGAGACCUGCCAGCGCUGUCGUCCCCCUCCUACGCCACAAGACCGGCUUCUGCCUGCCUCUUUCUAUUUAUACACUUUUCACCCUCUUUCUUCCUUGUGUUCUUCUCUCUCUCUCUUUUCUUUGUUUGUCAUCGAAGCCAAAUUAAAAGGUGCUUCUUUUUCUAAACCUGCUUCUCCACCCAUGUCCAAGGGUUCAGCGACGGGGGGGGAGGAACCAAUAGAUGUGAGGAGUGGGAGGUUUGCCAUGCCUCUCCUCCAGGACUGUGUUGGAUGAAACGCUGUCAAAGUGAAGUGGAUCUGUUCUACGGAGUAUUUAUUAUCUUUUUCUUGCCCGUUUUUUUUAAUAACGGCACUCCGUCGAGGAGUCACAAUGGAGACGCAAAGAGCACAAGUUCAACUCAAGACAUCCCAGGAUGCACUGCACUAGGGCCAAACUCUCAGCAGUAAUAAGAAGGACUGUUCUUGCCCCUCCCCAUUCCCCAAAUCAUGUCUCUGUGUAACAUAGAUGGCCUGCUCUCCUCCUAAAACAAGUGUUGUGAGCUUGAAAGGCCGUCUAUCUGUCUUAAUCUUCCUCCCCAGUUUCUUCCUAUUCUUUCCUCACUGUGAGUUAUCACCUGAUCAAGUCCACACCGCUUCACUGCCUGGUUCACUGGACCUUCUGCCUUUCACCUCUCUACCAUUAACGACCGUGACUGUUUACUCGAGCCGACCCUAUUUUUUUUUUUUUUUUUUUCUUCGCUUGCAUGGAAACUCUUAAAUGUGCUCCAAAAUCAGGAGUACUUUCAGAAAAAGAAAAGGAAAGUUUUUUUUUCUCUCAACAGUCGUCUCCCUGUGAGCUUUGAGACUGCCGACUCCCUCGUGCUACAUCGUCGGCGGUAGCGGUGCAUCGUGGGAAGGACUGAUGAGAGAGAAAGUCGUUGCUCAAACUCUAAAGACGUGGGGUCGUUUUUCUCAUUUCCCCUUUUUUAUAUUGGUUAAAGGAGGUAGAGGGAGGCAAACUUCCUUUUUAUAUACAAGAAAAAAGCAACAGCAGUUAAAGCAACAGUUGUUAAAGAAAGUUGAAGACCCUUAUUGGUGCAUACAGACAUCGGUCACCUCAACAGAUCUGUCACAGAAGCAGCAGCUGUGCAGGUGCAGCCGGGCUCCUGUAACAUAAUGGACUGUUAACCGCGUCGUCUUCUGGUAGACGGCCAUCCAAGUCGUUCGCUCGAUUACUUCCUGGAGGACUUCUGCUGAGGGUUUUUCAGAAGAAAGGACUGCCCCCUCUCGGACAGAGAAAAAUCUGCAGUAGCAACAAAAGGAAAUCCUAAAAAAGUUUGAAAUUCUGACUCGGACGUCGGGACACUUACACAAUUAUUCAUGAAAUGUUGUAUCUGGUUUAUCAACAUGAUCCUGCCUCUUCACAUACCCUGCAGGACUGCAGUUUUAAACAUCCUUCAUGAACUUAACAGUCUGCCUGGACCACAAUGGACUCUGAAGUGUUUUCAAUAGCUUCCUAAAGACCAAGUAGCUGUGUAUAUAAACUACAAGCCUUCUUUUGUUGGAAAUAAUCUUUUGCUUUCGUUUAAUCUAAAAAGCAUUCAAUAGCAUUAUUACUAUUUUUUUUUUGCAUCUCUCCAAGUAAGGAUUCAGUUUAAUUGAAUUAGGAAUGGUGCACUCGCUAGCCACAGGAGAGAGAUGUUGUUAUUUAACAGAAGUUCCUACUGAGACUGAUGGACUGACUUUGAACUUGUUGCCAGUGGACUCUGUGAGCAGACUGAUCAUGCCUUUGUGCAAACCAUGAGAGGAGUAGGCAUCCGUUUGAUUUCUUCUUCCUGUUUGAUGGCGACCAUGAUGAUUCCCUUUGUCUCUCUCUCUCUGUGUCUUAACAUACUUUGUUUUGACGCUCUGCUCCAGCUGUGUAUCUAAAAAAAACAAAAAAAGAGGUUGUGACACUGGUUUAUUUAACAGACGCUGGUCAAAUGGUAUUUGCCAAUAAUUCUUAAAAACUAGUUUUAAACCACUUGCAGAAGCAGAUGGGUGCUUUAAAAGAGAGAACAGUGUUUUAUUAGUCAGACUUUGAAAUCAUUUUCGCACCCAUCUGCUGCCCCAAGAAGGUUAAACAAACGGCAAUUAUUAAUUGCAUUACUGUUGGGUCCGGGUGUCUCUGUACUUAAUCAUGAUUUUAGAUGUGUUCUGUCACUUCUUCCACACCUGGGUAGCUGUUUUCAUUAGAAAUUGGAAUGUAAAACAUAAAAGACACAUUUCAUACGGUAUUUCAAGUGUCUAGAAAGAUGAUUUGAAUGCACCUUGAGGGUUGUUUGGUUGUAUUUUUGCCCAAAUAUUCUUAAUUAAUCUCUCUCUCUCUCUCUCUCUCUCUCUCUCUCUCUCUCUCUCUCUCUCGCCAGCCUUUCAAACUGCCUCACACUGUAGUCAAAGAGAAACAAACACUCACAUAGCAACAUUGAAAUAUGUCUUUGUAUGAUAUACUAAAACUAUGUUGGUGGGUUUGUUUUUAUUUUUUCAGUUUUUAAUUAAAAUAAAUAUUUCAACUCAAUAAUACAGACCCAGAUACGACUGUGGUUCUUAUGGUGUCGGACGAGUCGGCUACAGUCUGCUAUCAUGAAAUGUAAUUAGUGAAGAGGAAACGAGUUACGUCAGCUAGUUGAGGGCACCGUUGUGUCUCUGCCCGUUCACCUGAUGUGUUCUGUUUUUCCUCUACACGGUGUUAUUCUUGGAAAAGCUGGAUGUUACAUAAUCGCUGAUUACUGUUUUUUAAUUAAUAGACCUUGCAUUUCAGCUUUUUUUCACAGGAGAUAAUAUGUACGUUUAUGUGAUGAAUGCAAAUGUUUUUAGUGCAGAUAUAAUAAGAUGCUUGUUUGCGUGUGCCUGAGCAAGAGAAGUGGCUCGAUAACUCUUUUAACCUUACAUCAGAGCAGAGCUAAAAUCCUAAUGCACCUAAUUGAUUUUUUGGGCGGGUAAGAUUCUUUUCCAGUAAAAGCAUUGACUCAUGCGGUUCAAAGUGCUCGCAUUGUUGCCAUUCAAUUUCCAAAAAAGAUAUUGUCCAAUUAGAGACGGGGAAAAAUUUACUUUGCAGAAAGUCGUGCUUUAACUCCAACCUGCCUGCUCGUCCAGCAGUACAUGUUUACGACAGAAAAUAUCCCCCAAAGCAGACAUGUUGGAGGCAAGGAGCAAAUAAAUCAGCCUAAUCUGAAACCACUGUGCUGAGAUUACAGAAAUCCCUAAUCUGGGCUGCUCCAGGAUCAACCACAUCUUCUGAUAAGAGUCUUAUUCCCUCGUAUCUGCAGUGCGAGACUGCAGUUUUUAACAGGAAACAGAAAACUCAAGAAGAUAUAUUUAGAACAUUGUUUUGUAUUUUGGCACACUUUGAUCCAUCAAUAACUUCAGACAAGUCCUGCAGGACUUCAUGGCAGUUAACGAGCCACACCUGCUGUCAGGUACAGGCAGACCAGGUGUGCCUCGUUAACCCCUAGCGAGGGCCAUAAACGUGCAAAACGGCAAAAAUUUAGAAAGUCCAGUGAGGUAACAGCGUUUCAACAACAAGGCGGAACUGUUGCUGCAGAGAUUCAGGUAGUUAAUUACAGUGAUGUGUGAUUUUGGAGGAUUAAUGAAAUGUUCCUUCCCUUAUCUAGAGGCUCUCUGGCAGUUGGCAGGUGAGUGCAAUUAACGUAUAUUAACUUCCUGGUUUGAUAGAAUGUAGAAGUAGGUUUGGUCUGUUUAGAUAAUGUCCAAUUUCAACACAAAAGGCACACGGGUGUUUUCAAUCGGUUUGUUCGACGUCAUCAGUCGUUUGAGAUUCGCUAGGAUUUAUUGAACUAAUAUAAAUGAUUAAAGGUUCUAUGAAUGAUAUUCGGAGCAUUACUAUAGUAGCAAACAAGUAUUUGCUGUGUAAAGAUAUAAUGUGGAGUAAUGUCUAUAUACCUGACAGAAUGAAGUUGCUUCAUACAAAUUAAAAAUAAAUAUAAAACCUUUUCCUUUAGCCUUCAAUUGGAUUGUAAAAAAAAAAGAAGUACGUUACCAAUGAGUUAAUGAGAUUGAUAAUUAUUUAAAAUGUAUUACAACUUCGAAUUUCACAAGCAAUAAUUUAAUACUUUGUCAUCCCUAUUUCCCUAACCUAUUCAUGAGGAAUUCUUUCUGAACUCAAAGCGACACUUGGCUGAGAAAAUUGGGAAAUGACGAGCGAAGCACAACAGACAAAAUACAGUAUACAUGUGACUAUUACUGUAGUUUAAAAAAAGCCUUUCACCUUCUCAUUGUCUGCUUUACAUCAUUGUUCAAAUUCAUAAAUUGAGCCAGCCAAAUCUGAAUGGCUUGAAUCACAUGUUGGCAGCAGAGCAACACACAAAAAACUGACCGGGUUGUUUCACAGUUUGUGGGUUGGCUUUGACUUCAGAUACAUUUCUGCACGAGCACUGAAAAAUAACUUUUUUUUUAUAUAUAAUAUGUCCCCUUUUUAAAGUUACAAUCUUGAAGAUCUCCGUUUUAUUCCCUAUGGCCAUAAGCGGUGACUGCAGAUGUGUUCUUCGGUCUCACUUCCCAGAGAGUGCUGAUCGUGAUUUAAUUUUCUGGGAAUGUCUCCAAAAUGUGUAAUACUGCAAAUGCAGGAGUUUAGUGGGCCAUAGGCUCAAUCACCUUUUUGUGGUCCCUCAUCUGUUGAUGGAUAGUGGUUUACCACACAUGUAAAUUAAAAUCUGUGAGAUUAUUACUUUAAAACUAGUGAACGUUGUUUUUUUCAGUACAAAUAUUGGUCUAAUUCUCCCGCCUGAAGGAUUUGCCCUAAUCUUCAGUUUCUCUAUCACUUCAUGUCCACAGUGAGCAGGCUGCCUCUGCUCUUCGUUGCAUGUAGUACAGUAUAUGCAGUGGUGUUGUUUUGCUCUGUGCUGUUGUUUUGCCACAUGGGUAAUGUAGUGGGUGGUGCCUGUGAACGGCUGAGCUGAGCUAUUUAUAGUCUCUGCAGUCCUGAGCUCAGCAGCCUUACAGCAGGUCUCCUGGCAGCUGCAGCAGAAUCUGCGUUCGUCUCCCCUCUGCUCUCCAACAGCAGCAGAGUCCAGCAGGGACCCACCAGCCUCACACACAUCUGCAGGUUCACUGACAGGUGCGGGCUGGUUGUUCAGUCAGUCGUGUGGACAGAUAUAAACCUAUAGUCCGGCUGCAUACGAGGUUCAUUUUGAACCUGUGUUAACUUUUUGUUCUUUGUGCUGAAACAUCAUAUAGAAGGGCUGCGAAACAUUGUGUGAUCCAAAACAUUUUAAUUUGUUGUUGAAUCAAUAUCUGACAUAUGACGAUCUAAAAUUAGGCUUACGGGAAACGACCUACAAAAUGUUUCCCAAAAUUAGUUUUUACUCUACUUCCUUAUUUUCUCUUUGAAGGUUCAUAUUUGUUAAUUUAUUUCAUUCAUGAGUUUUGUUAAUUCUUCAUUUCAAGGCCAUCAUGUAUCCCAGGUUUCAUUUUAUUGAUCUCUGCAGACCAAAAUAUAAUUAAAGGGCAAAUAAAUCUCCAUCCUGUCAAGUCCUCUCUGUUCGAAUCUCUGUAAAAAUUAUAUUUCUGUCAGAAGUGAAAACUAAUCUGUAAUUGCAUUCAGACAAUUUCAAUCUGUUUCCAUUGAACAUGUACUUGUUUUCCAAGACAUUUCCAGGAAUUAGUAUCUGUAUUUUGAAUCAAGAAAAGAAAAUGUUUUUUUUUCUGGAAUCAAGAAAAAUGAAACUUUACUUUACAAACUACUUUAAACAAGAAAAUAAAUGGA